AAUGUUAAACAGAAUGCGUUGCUCCAUGGCUCUCGUGUGGCUGCUCUGGCUUGUAACAGUCCAGUUCGAGAUCCUAGAGGCUCUGACGUCACACACUCGACCCGGAUGUGAACAGGGGGAUCAGCCGCCUCCUAGUACAAGAGUCAACACAACUUCCCGCCUCGCUUCAUUCAGGGCAGCUCUUGCGGAAAUUGACGGCUCUUUCCAAGCGUUCAUUGUUGGAUCUGAAGAUGCUCAUGACAGCGAGUAUCCAACAGAAUAUGAUCAGAGACGGGCAUACAUAUCAGGCUUCAGUGGUUCGUCUGGGACCGCUGUGGUCACCAUGAGCAGCGCCGCCUUAUGGACAGAUGGCAGAUAUUUUCUGGAGGCUGAGCAAAGUCUGGACUGUAACUGGAUACUUAUGAGAUCAGGCUUGACUGACACUCCAGCCAUAGAACAAUGGCUAAAUUCACAACUAUUGAAUGAGAGAAGCAACGUCGGAAUUGACAAAAGUCUUAUCAGCCAUUCAUCCUUCCUAAGCCUGCAGAAAAAAUUGGCUGCUUUGUCUCAACACCAUUCACUGCUGCCUGUUGAUAGCAUCAAUAACCCAGUGGACAGAUCCUGGACAGUUGGUCGACCUCCACAAGCCAAAAAUCCUAUUCAUGCUUUGGAUUUAAAAUUUGCUGGAGUGAGCUGGGCAGACAAAAUAAAAGCACUAAGAGAAAAUAUAACUUCCAAAGGUGCAGGGGCAUUUGUUGUCAAUGUCCUUGAUGAAACUGCUUGGCUCUUCAAUUUAAGAGGUUCUGAUGUUCGAUUCAAUCCAUUUUUUCUGAGCUAUGCCAUUGUUGAACUUGAUAGAACCAGACUGUACAUUCUUGAUAAAGACACCAGACUCACAGCAAACCCCACAGAUCCUGAAACUAAAGUGAAGCUCGCAGAACAUUUACAAACAUCUGCCUCUGGCACCUGUGAGCCAUCCAAAGCUAGAGAAGGAACUUGUGUAGAGGUUGUUGAAUAUAAUCCAAUUAAAGUAGAAGAAGAUUUGCAAUUAAUAGCACAAAGCAAACAAGUCUGGAUUACCUUCAGUGCAAGUUUUGCUGUAUAUAGUGCUGUACAAAAUUCAAGUCUGAUUGCUAAAUCUCCACUAGCUAUUGACAAAUCUGUAAAAAAUAAAAUAGAAAGAGAAGGCAUGCAGAGAGCUUAUAACAGAGAUUCUGCAGCACUUAUAAAGUUUCUGGCAUUCUUGGAAAAGGAGAUUAAAGAAGGCAGACAUUGGACUGAAGUUACUGCAGGUGCUAAGUUAGAUGAGCAAAGAAAGAAACUUGAAUACAACAGAGGUCUGAGCUUUGAAACUAUCUCUGGGUAUUCAUCAAAUGGAGCAAUCAUCCACUAUCGACCACUGAACCACACAGAUAAAAAAAUUUCAACUGACAGUCUCUAUCUCCUAGACUCAGGGGGACAAUACUUAGAUGGCACAACUGAUGUUACAAGAACAAUGCAUUAUGGGAAUCCAACCAAUUAUGAAAAAGAGUGCUAUACUCGUGUUCUGAUGUCAUCAAUCAACUUAGCUAUGCUCAAAUGGCCUGAGGGAUUAUAUGGGCGUCAGAUUGAUGCUGUUGCGAGAUACCAACUGUGGGAUGUGGGGCUUGUGUAUCGUCAUGGGACUGGGCAUGGCAUAGGAGCCUAUCUUAGUGUUCAUGAAGGUCCAGGGCGCAUAAGAAUUGUACAGACCCCAUCUGCUAGUGAUGAGCCACUUAGGAGCUACCAGUUCUUUUCUGAUGAGCCAGGUUACUAUGAGGAUGGGGAGUUUGGCAUCAGACUGGAAACAGUUGUCAUGACUUCCCAUUUCCAACCAAAAUAUGACACAGCCAAGCAGCUGUUUCUUGAAUUUCUUCCAGUCCAGCUGGUGCCAUUUGAAACAAACCUCAUUGAGCUGAGCUUGAUGAACCAUAACCAGGUGAAAUGGUUGAAUGAAUACAAUGCCAAGAUCAGAGAAACUCUACUUCCUCUAUUGACUGAUGAUGUGUUGGCUACCAAUUGGGUGAAUGCUCGGAUAAAACAAAUCAGCAUUGAGCCAUCUGCUAGCAGUACACCCACUCUCACAAUUUCUACAGUUCUGGCUAUAGUCACAGUCCUCCUAGCAUUACAUUAGCUGGACAACAUCUUAGCAGUAGCUGGACAGUCAUUGUAGCAUUAGCUGGACAGUCAACCUAGCAUUAGCUGGACAGUCAACCUAGCAUUAGCUGGACAGUCAUCCUAGCAUUACAUUAGCUGGACAGUCAUCGUAGCAUUAGCUGGACAGUCAUUGUAGCAUUAGCUGGACAGUCAUCCUAGCAUUACAUUAGCUGGACAGUCAUCCUAGCAUUAGCUGGACAGUCAUUGUAGCAUUAGCUGGACAGUCAACCUAGCAUUAGCUGGACAGUCAACCUAGCAUUAGCUGGACAGUCAUUGUAGCAUUAGCUGGACAGUCAUUGUAGCAUUAGCUGGACAGUCAACCUAGCAUUAGCUGGACAGUCAUUGUAGCAUUAGCUGGACAACAUCUUAGCAGUAGCUGGACAGUCAUCGUAGCAUUAGCUGGACAGUCAUUGUAGCAUUAGCUGGACAGUCAACCUAGCAUUACAUUAGCUGGACAGUCAUCGUAGCAUUAGCUGGACAGUCAUCCAAGCAUUAGCUGGACAGUCAUUGUAGCAUUAGCUGGACAGUCAUCCUAGCAUUACAUUAGCUGGACAGUCAUUGUAGCAUUACAUUAGCUGGACAGUCAUUGUAGCAUUACAUUAGCUGGACAGUCAUCCUAGCAUUAGCUGGACAGUCAUUGUAGCAUUAGCUGGAAUAAGUAGCCCUACUUUAGUGACUGAGCUUCUCUGUCCCAACUAUCCCAGUUCAGAGAUUUUAUUUUUACUUCUAUGUAUAUUUAAUUAUAUCUGAUAGAAAUUGUAAGCUAGAGAAGGAAAACCAAAAAUUUGUGAAAGUAGAUCCAAACAUGUCCUAAUAUUUUGCAGUUGAUGUCCUUCCUUCAAUUAUAAACUGUCCAGAUUUUACUCAAUCAAACCAAAUUUAUAUCUCUACUUAUUCAGUUAUUGCACAAAAAGUUUUUAAAUCAAGAUUUAUUUUUUAUCUGAUAUUUCUUAAGUAAAAAUUUGAAUUGUAUUUAAAAUUAGUAAUUAAACAAAAUUAAUGUCCUUUUUUCAUUUAAUCAAUGUAAUCAACACGAUUAAUUAAUGUAAUCAACAUGAAAAAUUAAUGUAAUCAACAUGAUUAAUUAAUGUAAUCACACAAUGGAUUUGUUGCUUUAAUUUUGUGGUAUAUUUUUUUUAGUUGGGAGAAUGUAUUGCAAGUGCAGU
Molecule: messenger RNA, 3320 nt
Organism: Physella acuta
Lineage: Eukaryota; Metazoa; Mollusca; Gastropoda; Physidae
Product: xaa-Pro aminopeptidase 1
Molecular function (GO): metalloaminopeptidase activity
Source: RefSeq, a predicted model, not a curated record